UGCGAGGUGAAGCGCUCAUUAGCCAUCAUGGCGGACUCGGUGAAGAUUAUCGGAGACGAUGACGAAGUCUUCACGGGUAUCCGACCUCCGCUUCAUCGUCGACAUACACUCGGUGGGAAUUCGUCACUAGCGUCGGACCUGGCGCAUGCUCCUGUGGUGUGGAGACCAGUGAUGCCCAUGGGUCGACGGUCAACGCUAGCGUCGCGUUCGGAGACGGACGACGUCGGUGAACUUCGCUCUACUAUCGACGGAUCUAUGCGGUCCGUACGCUCUAUCAGUGACGCGUCAACUAGCAGCCAUCGUCACGAUAAAACCACCUUCGCACUACACGACGUCGACGCCUUCAGUGUCCAGCGAGCCAAGGUUAUUCGUCGUAUCAGCGAGGAGCGGUACGUCCGAUUCCGCAACUUUUUCAAGAGCUUUGAACCGGAAAUGGCCAUGGAGAUUCAAGCGAGAAGCGCCUUCUCUCGCGAACAUUUGGACGCGUGGGUCAACUAUAUUGUGAGUCCUAAAGUACUGCGGUGUAUCGGGAGUAGUAAAGACACUCAGCAAGAGGUUCUGGACCUCCUGAUGGUGUCGGCAGCCAUUUCAAAGUACGGAGAGAGUGACUUGAUGGCCAAGGACAGGAGGGGCGACCUCAGUGGUCUGCAGAAUAUAAAACUUCACACUUACGAUGAGUUCUCGCCUAGUCAAAAGCCACAGACUAACAACAAGGAACCGGUUGCCAUGGAGUUCGUGGUUCGAAUUAACGAGCGAUUAGCAGAGGAAAGGCGCGUGGGUGGCGUCGUGCUUCGUGAAAUCCUGGCACACGCUGGCACUAUGGAGAUCGAGAACGACGAAGCAGACUCCGAUUUAAGCAAAGAGGAAGAGCGAUUUAAGCAAAUCGUAGUCCGAGUACAGUCCGACUGGUUCCAGGACGCUAUCUUGAAGGCAAAUGGUCGAUACUUGUACGACGCUAUCCGUCAGGUUAUCAGCAAUGCGAACAAUUCCUUGUGGGAUGCGUCGAAGGAAAAGCCGGAGUUGAGAAGAACACGAAGCGAUAGAGUGAGCUCUGAGGGUCAGCAGGUCGAGAGGAAGGCUGUACGAAGGCGACCGAGUAUGCCUCCACCUCCUCCUCCACAAGGUGCAAUGACGGCGUUGGUGUCCUCUCCGAUAAACGCUUCUGCCAAAGUGGGGUUCACCAUCUACAACCGAUCCUCGUCGAUGCCUUCAGAAGAGAUUCAAGAGCUGGUCGUUGGGACGGACAAGACGCGACGGAAGCUGCUGCCUCUCGGAGCGAUGCGACGGCCUCGCGGUCUUCCACCCAAACUGCCUCAACGUAAAGAGAACGACCCGAUCGUCCACGCGCCCAGUGCGUUUGUCGUCAAAGCUCAAGAGCGAGAAUGAACAAUAGUUCGUGUCAUAUACGUCACAUGUAGUCGCUGUACCAGAAACUCAAGAGAGAGAAACAACACAAUCAAUUAAUCUAUUGCACCCUUUGCGUUACCAUGAUGAUAAAAAAAAAAAGAUCACCAUGUAAAACAACACAUUUUCUUAAAAAAGAAAAAAAAA
Molecule: messenger RNA, 1551 nt
Organism: Phytophthora nicotianae INRA-310
Lineage: Eukaryota; Oomycota; Peronosporomycetes; Peronosporales; Peronosporaceae
Exons: 1
Coding region: 28-1386 (452 amino acids)
Source: RefSeq, a predicted model, not a curated record